Pterocles gutturalis (yellow-throated sandgrouse) is the source of this 669-nucleotide messenger RNA. RefSeq names its product OCIA domain containing 2 (gene OCIAD2). Lineage: Eukaryota; Metazoa; Chordata; Aves; Pterocliformes; Pteroclidae. The transcript has 8 exons. Bases 1 to 669 code for a protein of 222 amino acids. The record is from RefSeq and is a predicted model, not a curated record. Gene Ontology annotation, cellular component: mitochondrial inner membrane.
AUGUCUUCCGAAACAACCCAACAGGAAAGUCAGACGUCUCCACCGAAGCAAACUGGAUGGCCAAUGUUCUAUUGUCCCAUCUCACGAACUCAAGCUCACAAUGCUGGAGAAAUUGCAAGGAUCCGUGAAGAAUGCAAAAAGGAAAGUUUCUGGUACAGAGCUCUUCCUCUGUCUCUUGGAAGCAUGCUUGUCACCCAGGGGCUAGUCUCAAAAGGCAUUUUCUCAUCAAGCCCAAGAUUUGGUGCAUUACCUAAGAUUGCACUUGCUGGUGUCUUAGGUUUUGCCAUUGGAAAGAUGUCAUACAUAGGAGAAUGCCAAAAGAAGUUCCAGAAAAUUGGUUUUGUGCCAUUUGGUCCACAACAAAAAUGGCAUUGUGCUGGAAAAGAACAUGAAGCAAAAUUGGGAUCAAAUGAGAAAGCAGGUUCAAUGCCUUCAGCUUCACAGUCCCAGACUUUUUCCACAUCUCUGUCUCAGCACUCUGAGUCAAGCGUACACAGCUGUGCUGUAUCAGAGCUGGUGCUUGGUGCGCAGGCAGGAAGCUUCCCAGAGAUCAGAGAAGGACAGGAGGUUAUAGUGGUGAAGGAACUCCUUCUAGAAGGACCACUAGCCAACGUGGGAGGCAGGGUGGCCAUGAUGGUGAUUCUUACAGCUGUUGCAAAACCAAGUUAA